AUAGGAAUUCUCGGCCAAUGAAAGUCGUCUUCUCCAAACUAUACAAACGACGACUCUGAAGCUCUUGCUACAGUUGAAAGCUGUUUGUAAAAGCGAAUAGAAAGGAGAAUAAUUUUCUUUGUUCAGCGUUGGAAAAUCCUUGAUUAUAGAUACAUCAUGCAGAUUUUCGUGAAAACUCUGACUGGCAAGACCAUUACUUUAGAAGUGGAAGCAUCUGAUACGAUUGAGAAUGUGAAAGCCAAGAUCCAAGACAAGGAAGGAAUUCCACCAGACCAGCAGCGACUGAUCUUUGCUGGCAAGCAGCUGGAGGAUGGCCGAACCCUCUCUGAUUAUAAUAUCCAGAAGGAAUCUACACUUCAUCUCGUCCUCAGGCUUCGAGGUGGCAUGCAGAUAUUCGUCAAAACCUUGACAGGCAAAACGAUUACUUUGGAAGUGGAGGCAUCAGAUACGAUUGAGAAUGUGAAAGCCAAGAUCCAAGACAAGGAAGGCAUUCCACCAGACCAGCAGCGACUGAUCUUUGCUGGCAAGCAGCUGGAAGAUGGCCGAACUUUGUCGGACUACAACAUCCAGAAAGAAUCUACACUUCAUCUUGUGCUCAGGCUUCGUGGAGGAAUGCAGAUCUUUGUUAAGACUCUGACAGGCAAGACAAUCACAUUGGAAGUAGAGGCUUCUGAUACGAUUGAGAAUGUUAAAGCCAAGAUUCAGGACAAAGAAGGAAUUCCACCUGAUCAACAGCGACUGAUCUUUGCUGGCAAGCAGCUGGAGGAUGGACGCACACUGGAUUACAACAACCAGAAAGAAUCAACACUCCAUCGUCUCAGAGGGGGCGCGCAGAUUUUCGUAAAUACUUUAACGUACAAAACCAUUACUCUUGAGGUGGAAGCGUCAGAUAUAAUAGAAAAUAACGUGAAAGCCAAGAUCCAGGACAAGGAAGGCAUUCCACCAGACCAGCAGCGACUGAUCUUUGCUGGCAAGCAGCUGGAGGAUGGCCGAACUUUGUCAGACUACAACAUCCAGAAAGAGUCUACACUCCACCUUGUGCUUCGUCUCCGGGGAGGGCAGCUCUGAAUGGUUGAUACCUGUUACUCUUCAGACNNNAUUGAGAACGUGAAAGCCAAGAUCCAGGACAAAGAAGGAAUUCCACCAGACCAGCAGCGACUGAUCUUUGCUGGCAAACAGCUGGAGGAUGGCCGAACCCUCUCAGAUUAUAAUAUCCAGAAGGAAUCUACACUUCACCUCGUCCUCAGGCUUCGAGGUGGCAUGCAGAUAUUUGUCAAAACCUUGACAGGAAAAACCAUUACUCUGGAAGUAGAGGCUUCUGAUACAAUUGAGAACGUGAAAGCCAAGAUCCAGGACAAAGAAGGCAUUCCACCAGACCAGCAGCGACUGAUCUUUGCUGGCAAGCAGCUGGAGGAUGGCCGAACCCUCUCAGAUUAUAAUAUCCAGAAAGAGUCUACACUCCACCUUGUGCUUCGUCUCCGGGGAGGGCAGCUCUGAAUGGUUGAUACCUGUUACUCUUCAGACCAUUAGACUUAGAAAUAUCAAAGAUGUUGCUGUUGCAUUGUUUUGCCUCAAAGGUUCAUUUAUUAGCUUUAAAUAUAGAUUGUAUUGAAAGUGUUUGAUUUCAUACCUUUUUUGCACUUAUGAUUGCUAAUUAAAAUAAAGAACAUUGUAUUGAAAUUUUAUCUCAUUCAAAGUAUUAAUUCCUUGUUUUCCCUAUAAUUUGUGGUGGGCAGCAAUGAAGAUUUGCCAUGCAAAUUUGUGGAUUCUCUGAGGUGUGAAUGGUUGAGACCUGUUGCUGUUAGGAACAUGCAGCUUUUAGAAAUGUAUAAGAUUUUGUUUUACCUCAAAGGUUCAUUAAUUAGCUUUAAAUAUAGAUUGUAUUUGAAAGUGUUUGAUUUCAUACCUUUUUUGCACUUAUGAAUGCUAAUUGAAAUAAAGAACAUUGUAUUGAAAUUUUA
Zootermopsis nevadensis is the source of this 1961-nucleotide messenger RNA. The record is from RefSeq and is a predicted model, not a curated record. Lineage: Eukaryota; Metazoa; Arthropoda; Insecta; Blattodea; Termopsidae.